AUGUCUUCUACAUCUCUCCGGAGCAUGCGCUCAUCUCGAGUCUUCUCUUCUCGUCUCCAUCCCAACCUUUCCAAGUCAUUGAUUCAAAUCCGGACCAAGGCUACCGCGCCUUUCCGUCUUCCCGACCCUCGCAAUGAACCUAACCUUCUAUACAAGAAAGGAUCGGAAGAGCGUGUUAAACUAGAAGAAGCUCUAGUCAAUCUCCGAUCUCAGCUUCCCGUUCAAGGCGACAUUAUCUACAACGGCAUAGCUCAAAAGAGCACUCAAUUUUGGGACCAGCCCUUGCCUGCUGAACAUGCUACCAUCUUCACCAAAUAUCCCCUUGCAACCAGGGUGCAGACGAAGGAUGCUAUCAAAGCCGCACUCAAGGCGAAAAAAGACUGGGAAGAGACCCCGUUCGUCGACCGCGCGGCCAUCUUCCUCAAGGCCGCCGAGCUGGUAACUGGAAAGUACCGCUAUGAUUUAAUUGCGGCUACUAUGCUAGGCCAGGGCAAAAAUAUUUGGCAGGGUGAGAUCGAUGCCGCUGCUGAGCUAGCUGAUUUCUUCCGCUUGAACUGUAACUACGCUGCAGAGAUCCUCGAGCGACAGCCCACACGUGGUAGUGAUGGUAUGUGGAGUCGUCUAGAUUACCGCCCUUUAGAAGGUUUUGUGUACUCCAUCUCGCCAUUUAACUUCACCGCUAUAGGCGGAAACUUGAUCUCCGCUCCCGCGCUGAUGGGUAACGUCGUUAUCUGGAAGCCCUCCCCGUCCAACGUCUACGCCAGCAGCGUCGUCUACAAGAUCCUACUCGAGGCUGGUCUCCCUCCAAACGUCAUCCAGUUCCUCACCGGAGAUCCAGAGACAAUCAAUGACAUCGCUCUCUCCCACCACGACUUCGCCGGCCUAAACUUCGUUGGCUCGUCCGACGUGUUUCGUUCCCUCUACGCCAAGAUCGGCGAGGGUAUCGGAAAGAAGACAUACCGCGAAUUCCCUCGUGUGGUCGCCGAGACCAGCGGCAAGAACUUCCACCUCGUGCACGCUUCUGCCGAUAUCCCCAGCGCGGUCAACCACACCAUUCGUGGUUCUUUCGAGUACCAGGGCCAGAAGUGCUCUGCUACUUCUCGCUUGUACCUUCCCGAGUCUCGGGCUGAGGAGUUCUUUACUGCCCUCAAGGCUGGCGUGAAGGAGAUCACCAUCGGGAACCCGGACAAGAACCUCGAGGCUUUCAUGGGUCCUGUCAUCCACCGUCGCUCAUUCGAUAAGAUCAAGUCUAUCAUCGACAAAUGCAACAAGGACCCCUCUCUAGAAUUGAUUACAGGUGGUACCACCGACGACUCAGUCGGCUUCUACAUCCAACCCACCGUCUACAAGGUCAACUCGCCAGACCACCAGCUCUUCAAUGAAGAGAUCUUCGGUCCAGUCCUCGCCGUAUACGUCUACCCCGACGUCGAAUGGUCUUCCACAUUGAAAAAAGUCGACGAGGCUGGUGGUGGCUUCGCCUUGACAGGUGCUGUCUUCGCUCAAGACCGUCGAGCAAUCCGCGAAGCCGAAGAUGCCCUCCGCUACUCCGCUGGUAAUUUCUAUAUCAACUGCAAGACUACUGCCGCGCUUAUCGGUCAACAAUCCUUCGGUGGUUCUCGUGCCAGUGGUACCAAUGACAAGGCUGGUAGUUCCGACGUCCUACGCCGGUUCACCAGCCCUCGUCUGAUCAAGGAGGAAUUCUUCCCUCAAAACGGCUUCACUUAUCCUAGCAACCACUAA
This is a messenger RNA of Penicillium odoratum, 1740 nucleotides long. RefSeq lists its product as uncharacterized. Gene Ontology annotation, cellular component: mitochondrial matrix. Gene Ontology annotation, molecular function: L-glutamate gamma-semialdehyde dehydrogenase (NAD+) activity. The record is from RefSeq and is a predicted model, not a curated record. NCBI's taxonomy places the organism in Eukaryota, Fungi, Ascomycota, Eurotiomycetes, Eurotiales, Aspergillaceae. The transcript has 3 exons. Bases 1 to 1740 code for a protein of 579 amino acids.